AUGCUCGAAGGACCGAGGGAAGAGCAUCGCCUAUUAGAAACAUUGGGAAAAAUCUUCAUUAAGCCUUUGAAAUUGGUCAGCAACUCCAUUGCCAUCUCUACCGCCGAUGUUGCAAAGGCCAUGGUUGUGGGCGCUUGCUCAAACGAACUAAAAGGUAAAGUGAUCUGGGAUAACGCAACCCUUCUCGAGAAGAAGAACUCAUUUGAGAAUCUCUGCAAGUAG
This is a messenger RNA of Cooperia oncophora, 222 nucleotides long. Lineage: Eukaryota; Metazoa; Nematoda; Chromadorea; Rhabditida; Trichostrongylidae. The record is from the annotation of a GenBank genome assembly.